Molecule: messenger RNA, 3182 nt
Organism: Closterium sp. NIES-67
Lineage: Eukaryota; Viridiplantae; Streptophyta; Zygnematophyceae; Desmidiales; Closteriaceae
Source: the annotation of a GenBank genome assembly
GGAAACAAAUAUGGAGACACCACCUGCAGAGGGGAUUCGGCUUCGGUAAUUGUCAGCAACCAGUCUGCAAGUUCGUGACUGCCUAGAGACUAGUGACUUGCGGCGCGUCGUUGCGCUACCGGACCAUGGGCGUCGCGGGCGCUGCGCGCGCGAACAAGUUCCCUCCCGGCGCUCCGUGCGCCAUUCCCUCGCAUCCUCGGCGCCUCAGACCAGCUCCUGCGUUUAUCGAUAGUAGGAGACUUUGGCGCAGAUCGCCCUGAGUUCGUUAUUGAGGUCGUGAUUUGGAUAAUACGCGCCUUGAAGCGGAGCAUACAGCAUCAUCGUUAGACAACGCCACGAGUCGAGUGCAAGACCACGUAAGACCGCAUACGACUGCAUAAGACCGCGUAGCACCACGUCCUUGCGCCCGACGAAUUCCCAAUCCUGGGCCAAGUAUCCCUGAGCUCGUUUGCGGCGGUUUGCCUCCCUCCGCCUCGCUCCUCGGCUACCAUCGAUUGCUUCUAAACCUCCGUUCCCAGUCGACGCAGAAAACGCCACGAGGCGUGUUCGCUUUCCACGGUUUUCGUUUAGCCUCGAAGGCCUCCCAUCUCCCCAUAGCUCAUCGAGUCGUCCGCCAAGUUACCUGGUUACCAGAUUGCGCCGCAAGCUUCUCUGAGAGCUCCCCUUCGCCAGCUCCGUCCUUCGUGGCCUCCCCUCGCUUCACGAUCUGCCCCCUCUUCACCCACCCUCACCCACCGUCACCCACCCUCACCCACCCUCACCCAACUCGCUGCAAGAUACUGCUGCGAGAUAUUCUCACCUGCCUCUGCUGCAAGAGACUACCGCUAGCUGCAUGUCUUCUCCGAGCUCGCACCUCCGCUGAGCCAAUCCAAUCCAACUAAAGACCUUUUCGCCCUCAGGUCGUCUGAAGAGCGAUGGCAGCGAGCAGCAGCGGCGUGGAUGCUCUCGAGCGGAACCUGGUCGACUGCCAGCAGAGGAGGCAGCAGGCAGAUGCUGCGCUUACUCAGCUGCUCGCACAAGCCCUGCAGCAGCUGUGCAGCCAGUCAGCCGAAGCCACGUCACUGCGGGGAAUGCUGGAUGCGAUGCGAGCAGUGAACGUGAAGCUGGCGGCACAGAUCAAGGGAUUUGAGAAGGCGGAAGCUAGAGUGAAGGAGCUUGAGGGGCUACUGGCGGCGAGAGCGAGGGAGCAUGAGAUGCUGGUUGCGCUGCAAGCAGUGAAUGGGGAGCUGCUGGUGCGGGUCAAGGCGCUUGAGAAGGCGGAGGAGAGGCUGCAGGAAAACGCAAGGGAGGCGGGGGGUUUGAAGAGGAGGGUUAGGGAGUGUGAGAGUCUGCUGGGUGUGAGAACGAGGAGCCUAGAGGAACUAAGUGCCGAAGUGGAGAGAUUCGAGGAGGCUGGGAAGGUGCAAGCGAUGAUGAUGUUGGCGCAGGAGGCGAGGGUAAAGGAGUGUGAGGGUUUGCUGGAGGAAAGGGCGAGGGAAAUAGAGAAACUGGUAUUUGAAGUGGAGAAAUGCAAGGAGGUUGGAAAGGUGGUAGCGAGGGAGCUGGAUGCAAAGGAGGCGAGGGUAGAGGAGUGCGAGGGUUUGCUGGCGGAGAAGGCGAGGGAAUUAGAGGGACUGAAAAGCGAAGUGGAGAAGUACAAGGAGGCUGGGAAGGUGCACGAGAUAGGAAUGGAUGCUCAGAAGGCCAGGUUAAAGGAGUAUGAAGGUUUGCUGGAUGUGAGAACGAAGGAAGUAGAGAGAUUGAAAACCGAAGUCGAGAAAUUGCAAGAGCUUGGGAAGGUGCAAGCGACAGAAAUGGAUGCCAAGGAGGCGAGGUUGAAAGAGUAUGAGGGUUUGCUGGAGGAGAGGGAGAGGGUUUUCAAGACACUGUACACCGAAGUGGAGGCUUAUAAGGAGGAUGGGAAGGUGCAAGCGAGAGAGAUCGGUGUUAUGGAGGCGAGGUUGAAAGAGUAUGAGGGUUUGCUGGAGGAGAGAACGUGGGAAUCUGAGAGAUCGAAGAUUGAAGCAGAGAAAUACCAAGAGGUUGGGAAGGUGCAAGGGAUAGAAAUGGCGGCUAAAGAGGCGAGGUUAAAAGAGUGCGAGAGUUUGCUGGAGGAGAGGGCGAGGGAAAUAGAGAGACUGGACACCGAAGUGGAGAAGUACGAGGCUGGGAAGACGCAAGCGAUAGAAAUUGAUAUGAUUGAUAAGGAGGCGAGGUUGAGAGAGUGUGAUAGUUUGCUGGAUGUGAGAACAAGGGAAUUGGAGGAGUUGGAAGUGGAGCUGAGGGGAUGUGAGAGACAGCUUGAGAAUCUGCAAGGGGCAGCAGAGGAGGCUGAGGUGAUGGAGGCGAGGGCUAGAGUUUAUAAACACCUUCUGGAGGAGAGGGCGGAGGAAUUUCAGAAUCUGAACGCCCGAGUGAAGGGGUAUGAGGAGGGGGUUGAGAAGCUGCAAGCGGGAGCAAGGGAGGCUGAGAAUGUGAAGAAGCAGGAUGCGGAGUGGCAAGAUCGGUUGAAGCGGCUGAGCAGGGAGGUGGUGCAACUGCAGCGGCGGGUGAAGGAGCCUGGAUGGCUGGUGAAGAAAGUGAAGGAUGUGGGCACGGAGAUUGAGGAGAUGACGCAGCAGCGGAAUGGGUUGCGGCAGCAGCUGAGGAACACCCAAGAGCACAGGGGGAGGUUGCGGCAACAACUGAUGGAAAUUCAAGUCCUGUGCCCCUCAGGUGCUGCGUGACUGCUUGGGAGAUCUCAGCAGAGUGCCAGCAGAGGGAGUCCCGCAGCUAGUGAGCGCCAUCAGCAGCCACAUACAGCCGGUGCUGGAGCAGGAGGAGGAGGACUUGGUGGAAGUCAACCCAGAGCCCAAGCUAGGGGAGGUCAUGAGGCUGCUGGGUGACACCAUCCGGGCACUGCUUGCUGCAGCUAUCAGGAGAUGAGGUAGACACGACAGUCGCUGAAUGGGAACUCUUUUGCAACCACGUUACUUUCUUGAGAUUGUUCACUCCAACCCUACCAUGCGUGACGACAUGCAUGCAGUGGAUCUUUUGUAGUGCAGGCACCUUCCUUAUGUACAUAAAGCAUUCUACAACAAUGCAAUUUCACAAUCCUAUGGGACUAUAAGUGUGAGAGCUCGGAGUGUACUGGCGCGCUAUAUCUAGCGUAAUCCUGCCGUAAUCCCUUAAAGCCAAUAGCCUCGCGUGGCUAUACUCAGGGU